This is a messenger RNA of Apiotrichum porosum, 1239 nucleotides long. RefSeq lists its product as uncharacterized. The record is from RefSeq and is a predicted model, not a curated record. NCBI's taxonomy places the organism in Eukaryota, Fungi, Basidiomycota, Tremellomycetes, Trichosporonales, Trichosporonaceae. The coding region runs from base 1 to 1239 and encodes 412 amino acids. Gene Ontology annotation, biological process: phospholipid metabolic process. The transcript has 10 exons. Gene Ontology annotation, molecular function: glycerophospholipase activity.
AUGCGCUGGCCACUCCUACUUACCCUCGUACUCCAAGGUGCACACGCUGCACCAUCUAUUCCACCAAGCCCACCACCAGGCCUACCGGGAACGUUUGUCCCCUUUUCCCGUUUGCACGAAUGUCCACCGUUACAGCGCCGCAAUGCUGUGCCAUCCUCCGCCGACGAUGUGAGGCCAGACGAUAUCACUGUAGUCAUGGCCAUGGGAGAUUCCAUUACUGCGGCCUUCCUCGCCAAGUCCGGCGGCUGGGCGAUCGGAAGCGGCGGCGAGAUCCCCAGUAGUUGGAGGAGAGAAGCCGAUGGACAAGCCGUGUUUGCGACAGUCACCCCCGACGCCGAAGAGUUCCGCGGCGUGUCGUACGCUGCCGGUGGAGACGCCGGUGCCAUCACAUUGCCGAACAUCCUCGCCCACUACAACCCCAACGUCACAGGUGCGGCGACCGGUCACCACCCACCGGUCUCGUGUGGGCUUCCGGGCAUGUCGAGGGUGUGUACCCCACACAGCGAUGACGACAGGCUCAAUGCGGCAAUCUCGGGUAGUGUUGCAGCCGCACUUGUGGGGCAAGCAAGAGACUACUUGCUGCCGACAUACGAGGAGACGGAGAAGCAGGACGGCUGGGCGUUUCUCAACAUUGGCAUUGGGGCAAAUGAUAUCUGCGCGUUCUGCUUGUCUUCCACUCUGCCCUUUGGGCCAGGUAGUCCAGAAGAGUUUGUCCAAGGAAUCCGGGAUGCAGUCCAGCUCGUUCGAAAUCACGUACCCAAACUCAUCGUUAACAUCAUGGGAGUCCUGCGUGUCUCGGCCAUCUACAAGCUCACCCUCACGGACCCAUACUGCCAGGGCCCUCUCCCAUUCCCGCAUAUCUCUGUCGAGUGCAGCUGUGCCCUCAUCCCCGGCCUUGUGGGCGACUUCACCCGUUGGCGAAUGGACAAUCUCGCCGAGGCUUACGACACGGCGGUGCUCGAGCUUAUUCGCGAGUGGGAGGCAGAGGACGACUCCACGUUUGCGGCUGUUUGGCAACCGGGUUCGGCAUUCGACCUCGAGCAUUAUCCCAUCACUGCGCUGAGCCCGGCCGACUGCUUCCAUCCCUCCGAAGCAGCCCAUGCGCGGAUCGCUGCUGGAGUGUGGAACCGCCUGACCAUGGAUCCGGGCGAGAAAGCCAUUCCAGUAAAGUGGGAAGAGGAAGUCAUGGUCCGCUGCUUGGAAGCAGACGACCGCAUCAACAUCCGCCAGCCGCGUUAA